AUGUCCUUCAAGUCACUCUUUAGCAAGACAGUCGCUGCCGUUGCUGUUUCACAAGUGGUACUUGUUGAUGCAUUCCGUUUACAGCCAGACAACGCUAAGCGACUAGAUGCAACAGACGCCGUAUUUCCAGGAGCAGGUGCUACGAUUUUACAACAUCCAGCAGACUGGUCAAGGAAUAUAUUUCCGAUUCCAGUUCAUUCACAUAACGAUUAUUGGCGUGAUGUGCCUAUCUUGGACGCUUUAGCAAACGGAGUUUAUUCUAUGGAAAGUGACGUUUGGUUGAAUCCUGAUGAUAAAGAACUAUAUGUUGGACAUGAUCCGUUUGCUUUAUCAAGAGAGAGAACAUUUGAUAAACUCACUUUAAGACCAUUGAAAAAAGCGAUCGAUCAAGCAAAUGAGGCGAAUCACAUUCACAGCAAUUCUCCAGAAGCUAAAUUUUUUGCCAACUUACAAAACCAAUCUUACUCACAGAUUAACACUUCAUCUACUUCACGAGUUGGAUUUUAUAGUGCCGGUGUGGGUUUAGGUACACCUUUGCAAUUGCUCAUUGAUAUCAAAACAGACGGAAAUGAAACGUUCCCUUAUAUUGUCAAAUGUUUGCAACCUUUGGCAGAUCAAGGAUAUUUGACAAAAUACGAUGCAAAAACGAACAAGACAAUUCCUGGACCAAUUACGAUCAUCGGAACGGGAAAUACGCCAAUCAAUCAAUUAAUUAAUCUACCUUCACCUCGAUUCGUAUACUUUGAUUGUCCAUUAGGCAAGCUCGAUGCACCUUUCACGGUCAAUGGAACAUCGCACAGUUAUGAUCAUACCAUUUGCGGAAUUGCUAGCACCAAUUUGGGUUCGAUUACAAAUUGGAAGGGUAUCGACAAUGCCACCGAUGAUCAACGUAAGAAUAUCUCAGUUGCAAUUGAUCAAGCACAUUCGUAUAAUAUCAAGACCCGCAUUUGGGAUACUCCUAAUUGGCCCACUUAUGCACGCGACAAUGUCAACAAGCUUCUACUCGAAGUGGGAUCAGAUUGGAUCAAUGCAGACGAUUUGAGCGCGAUCGCAAGUUUCUGA
Molecule: messenger RNA, 1062 nt
Organism: Meira miltonrushii
Lineage: Eukaryota; Fungi; Basidiomycota; Exobasidiomycetes; Exobasidiales; Brachybasidiaceae
Exons: 2
Coding region: 1-1062 (353 amino acids)
Biological process (GO): lipid metabolic process
Molecular function (GO): phosphoric diester hydrolase activity
Source: RefSeq, a predicted model, not a curated record